Molecule: messenger RNA, 984 nt
Organism: Acipenser ruthenus (sterlet)
Lineage: Eukaryota; Metazoa; Chordata; Actinopteri; Acipenseriformes; Acipenseridae
Exons: 3
Coding region: 142-984 (280 amino acids)
Biological process (GO): immune response; cellular response to lipopolysaccharide; negative regulation of T cell proliferation
Cellular component (GO): external side of plasma membrane
Source: RefSeq, a predicted model, not a curated record
AAGAACACAGCAUGACCAAUGAAAUCGUAUCUCGUGCUGUCAGGACGCCGGAAUAUUAGCUGAUCUUGAAGCGGAGUUCCACACUAGAAAAUACAGACCACAGAAAGUCUGCUGAGUGAACGCUGUGGACAAACUGAAGAGAUGCAGACGGAGCGUGCAAAGAGGAUGGACUCUGCAGGAGAAGAAGCGUCCCUGAAUUCACCUGAGCUGCCCUGGAACCAGCUCUAUUUGAAGAGAAGGACCAAGUCCAGGAUCCAGUUAAGGAGGAGAGUGUGCUUCACUGGCCCUGCUGCUGCUGCUGUUACCGGGGUAUUGGCAAUCCUCAUACUGGCUGCUGGCAGUGUGAGCAGCGACAGUGAGUUUGUGAAUGUCCCGAGCUCAGUGAACUGUACUGAGGGGCAGGACUGUAUCCUGAGCUGCUCUUUCGACUACACAGCUGGGGGCUGGGAUGAGAAGUCAGGUGUGAUCUGGAGAAGAGCAGAAUCGGACCACAUCGUUCACAGGAUCCGCAACAACACAGACCAGCUUGCCGAUCAGUCCCCUCACUAUGUGAACAGGACCAGCCUGUUUGAUUCUGAGCUGCAGCGCGGGAACGCUUCUCUACUGCUGAGGAGAGUCAGGGAGGAAGAUGCUGGAGAAUACAGGUGCUCUGUUUCCACUCCCAGACUGUCCAGGUCGGGCCUGACUGAGGUAGUCGUGGUUCCGGCUCCACCCACAACAGCACCAGCUCAUGUGACAGUCCUGAGCUCUGACCGACACGCCUGGUGGGGUUUAGGAGCAGUUCUUGCUCUUUGUGUGAUUGCAGGGCUCUGUGUCGGUCUGUGGCUCUAUAAAAAACGCACAGGUUACACGUGGAAGUCCAACAAGGCUUCUAGUCCAGCACAGGCAGUGCCAUUAUCAGACGUGAUCGUGACGCCCAGUGAAGCCAGACUGUUCCCCUGCACUGCUCAAUGUACCCAGUUUAAUACAAGCUCCCAAAACUAA